AUGUCAAUAUGUCAGGAUCUCGGCCUUAAUUUCCAACAGAGAAUGGGCGCAACCGCAUCACAGUUGGAGAAAGAUAUUGGAUCAGAACAGUUUCCACCAAAUGAGCAUUAUUUUGGUUUAGUUAAUUUUGGCAACACAUGCUACAGUAACUCAGUUCUUCAAGCUUUAUACUUUUGUCGUCCGUUUAGAGAUAAGGUUCUAGAAUACAAAGCUAAAAACAAGAGAACCAAGGAAACAUUAUUAACAUGUUUGGCAGAUUUGUUUUAUAGUAUCGCAACACAGAAGAAAAAAGUUGGUUCAAUUGCACCAAAAAAGUUUAUUGCUAGGUUGAGGAAAGAAAAAGAGGAGUUUGAUAACUACAUGCAACAGGAUGCCCAUGAGUUUCUGAAUUUUCUAAUAAAUCACAUAAAUGAAAUAAUCCUUGCUGAACGCAAUCAAAGCACGCUGAAGUUGCAAAAGACGACCGGUUCGGGCGAGAGUGUUACAUGUAAUGGCACUGUUCCACAGAACAGCGAGCCAACAUGGGUGCACGAAAUUUUUCAGGGUACCCUCACUAGCGAAACUCGUUGCCUCAACUGUGAGACCGUUAGUAGUAAAGAUGAGCAUUUCUUUGAUUUGCAGGUCGAUGUCGAUCAAAACACGAGUAUUACGCAUUGUCUGAAGUGUUUUAGUGACACGGAGACAUUAUGUAAUGAUAAUAAGUUCAAAUGUGACAACUGUAGCAGCUAUCAAGAGGCUCAAAAGCGCAUGCGCGUGAAGAAACUGCCGCUUAUUUUGGCAUUGCAUUUAAAGAGAUUCAAAUAUAUGGAACAGUAUAAUAGACAUAUUAAAGUUUCCCAUCGAGUGGUCUUUCCUUUGGAAUUGAGGCUAUUUAAUACGUCAGACGACGCAGUGAACCCUGACCGGCUGUAUGACCUGGUUGCCGUGGUAGUACACUGUGGUUCAGGCCCCAACCGGGGACAUUACAUCAGCAUCGUCAAGAGUCACGGCUUCUGGCUGCUCUUCGACGACGAUAUGGUUGAUAAAAUCGACGCAUCUGCAAUUGAAGACUUUUAUGGCCUAACCUCUGAUAUACAGAAAUCAUCCGAAACAGGAUAUAUAUUAUUUUAUCAGUCUAGAGAUGCUAGCUGUUAA
Pieris macdunnoughi is the source of this 1134-nucleotide messenger RNA. The record is from the annotation of a GenBank genome assembly. NCBI's taxonomy places the organism in Eukaryota, Metazoa, Arthropoda, Insecta, Lepidoptera, Pieridae.